Ictalurus punctatus (channel catfish) is the source of this 4849-nucleotide messenger RNA. RefSeq names its product BR serine/threonine kinase 2b (gene brsk2b). The transcript has 21 exons. Gene Ontology annotation, biological process: microtubule cytoskeleton organization; protein phosphorylation; intracellular signal transduction. The record is from RefSeq and is a predicted model, not a curated record. Gene Ontology annotation, molecular function: tau-protein kinase activity; ATP binding; protein serine/threonine kinase activity. NCBI's taxonomy places the organism in Eukaryota, Metazoa, Chordata, Actinopteri, Siluriformes, Ictaluridae. Gene Ontology annotation, cellular component: cytoplasm. The coding region runs from base 158 to 2935 and encodes 925 amino acids.
GCGCAUGCGCGAGCUACGUGCACGACGCACGUGCUCUUCGGAUGUUUACUUUUUUGUUUUUGUUCCAGAGUAUUCUGUCACGUCGCGAGACGUAAGGGAGUAGAGUACGGAAGCAGAUCCCUCUGUUGCUGUUACAAUGAUCUCCACUCUUCUAUGAAUGCUGCCUACUAGAUUUUGUAGCUGGGCUGUGAGAGCAUUAGUGAGGAGGAGAGAGGCAGAGCAGUGCACCCCAGAGACAGAGAGAGAGAGAGAGAGAGAGAGAGAGAGAGAGAGCUGGGCGGGGAAGGAGUUGCUCCUACUGGCCUUGAGAAAGCCCCACAUAGCGGACUCGCAGCUGAUCGCUGAAGCAUCGCUCCUUUUUCACUCUAAAGCCAAAAUGUCCUCUUUAUCGGGGAAAGAGAGCAGCGCUCAGCACGCCUCCUACGUGGGACCGUACCGGCUGGAGAAGACGCUGGGCAAAGGACAGACAGGCUUGGUGAAGUUGGGGGUUCACUGUGUCACGUGUCAGAAAGUCGCCAUAAAGAUCGUGAACCGGGAAAAACUCAGCGAAUCAGUAUUGAUGAAGGUUGAGAGGGAAAUAGCGAUCCUGAAGCUCAUAGAACAUCCUCACGUAUUGAAGUUGCAUGAUGUGUAUGAAAAUAAGAAAUAUUUAUAUUUGGUUCUAGAGCACGUGUCCGGUGGAGAGCUUUUCGACUACCUGGUAAAGAAGGGCAGAUUAACACCCAAAGAGGCCAGGAAGUUUUUCAGACAGAUCAUCUCAGCACUGGACUUCUGUCACAGUCACUCCAUAUGCCACAGAGACCUGAAGCCAGAGAACCUGCUGUUGGAUGAGAAGAACAACAUCAGAAUAGCAGACUUUGGAAUGGCUUCUCUGCAGGUUGGAGACAGUCUCUUGGAAACUAGCUGUGGAUCUCCUCACUAUGCCUGCCCAGAGGUGAUUAGGGGAGAGAAGUAUGAUGGCAGGAAAGCAGAUGUUUGGAGCUGUGGGGUCAUCCUCUUUGCACUUUUAGUGGGUGCUCUGCCGUUCGAUGACGACAACCUGAGGAACCUGCUGGAGAAGGUGAAGCUAGGAGUGUUCCAUAUGCCUCACUUUAUCCCUCCUGACUGCCAGAACCUGCUGAGAGGAAUGAUUGAAGUGGACGCGGCCAAAAGACUCACGUUAGAACAGAUACAGAAGCACACAUGGUAUAUUGGGGGGAAGAACGAGCCGGAGCCGGAGCAGCCUGCUCCACGGAAGGUGGCGAUCCGCACGCUACCCUCGGCUGAAGACAUCGACCCAGACGUUUUGGAGAGCAUGCACUCUCUCGGCUGCUUCCGAGACAAGAACAAACUGAUGAAAGACCUGCUGUCUGAUGAUGACAACCAAGAGAAGAUGAUCUACUUCCUCCUGCUGGACCGUAAGGAGCGGUAUCCCAGCCAUGAGGACCAGAACCUGCCUCCACGUAAUGAGAUUGACCCUCCAAGGAAGCGGGUGGACUCUCCUCUGCUGACCAGACACAACAAGAGGAGACCGGAGCGCAAGUCCAUGGAGGUACUGAGUGUAACUGAGGGCGGAUCCCCUGUGCCUGUACGGCGAGCUAUCGACAUGAACCAGCACGGACAGAGGUCACGGUCCAUCAGUGGUGCUUCAUCUGGUCUGUCCACCAGUCCCCUCAGCAGUCCGCGGCCUGUGCGGCGCUUUUUCAUUCCCCCGCAAUCCUCAGAGCUCAUGCGGUCGCCCAACCACAACCCAAGGCUCAAUGGCACCUUCCAGCCAGGCACGGGAGCACAAAAUUCAGCACAAAACAACAAAACUCAGACGCUCCCAGCUAAGCCCAAAGGGUCAGAAAAGCCCCUCCAGAGUACUAGAUCAAACCCACUUCCUAACACCAUGGCCACACCGCUGACUGCCAAGUCUGAGCCAUCCACGCCAUCCACGCCAUGUCACCCCAUUUCCCCAGCCAUCCCUGUGUCCAACAGCCCGAAGGUGCGCCGGCCGCCCCUGACUGUGCCCCCAAAACUUUCAGUGCCCCUCUCACAGGCUCAACCUCUCUCUCCCAUCCGCCUGCACCACCUGCACCCGCUGGCCAUGACUGACCACAACGGCAAAUGUAUCCCCACUGUACAGGUGACUCCCCACCCCUCACCUCGCGCCAGCCCCCUGCCAACGCCCAAAGGGACACCCGUUCACACACCCAAGGAGAGUCCAGCAGGUACGCCGAGUCCCACACCACCUCCCAGUCCCUCUAUCGGGGGCAUGCCCUGGAGGACGCGACUCAACUCCAUCAAGAACAGCUUCCUCGGCUCGCCGCGCUUCCACCGCAGGAAACUGCAAGUACCAACCCAAGAGGAAAUGUCCAGUCUGACGCCAGAGUCUUCCCCCGAACUUGCGAAAAAAUCUUGGUUUGGGAAUUUCAUCAAUUUGGAGAAAGAGGAGCAGAUCUUUGUGGUGAUCCAGGACAAACCUCUGAGCUCGAUCAAAGCUGAUAUUGUGCAAGCCUUUCUCUCAAUUCCCAGCCUCAGCCACAGUGUGGUUUCUCAGACGAGUUUUCGGGCGGAGUACAAGUCCACGGCCGGCCCUGCCGUCUUCCAGAAGCCUGUGAAAUUUCAGGUGGACAUCACCUACACGGAGAGCACGUCGGCCACCAAGGAGAACGGCAUCUACUCCGUCACCUUCACCCUGCUCUCAGGUCCCAGCCGACGUUUCAAGCGAGUUGUGGAGACGAUUCAGGCUCAGUUGUUAACUACACAUGACCAGCCUGCUGUCCAGCAGCUGUCUGGCAGCCCGUUGACUAGCUUCUUUGACGUAAUUAAACAGCUCUUUUCAGACGAGAAGUCCGGGCAGGUGUCACAGCCCCCCGGCACGCCCAAGCAGCAGAAGUCCGACUCUAAUGCCUCCAAGAGCAAAGACAAAACCAGGGUGAUACCUUCAGUCGGGACACAGGAGCAGCCUUAAAACCAGGAGUGUUAGUAGAUGACUAGAUUUUUUUCUAGUCCACUCUUUAAUUUCUAAAUAAAUAUCCACAACACUCUUGACUUGAUAAAAGUCAAUCAAAACCCUUAAUAAACUUUUUUUUUUUUUUUUUUUUUUUUUUACCUUGGGAUGAUUCCUGCAGUAGAACAUCAACUGGAGGCACAUCUGGAUGUUCUUUGAUUCUUUACCAAAAUGUCUUAUUACUCUCUUGCAUUGCAUUUCAUGUUUCUUGUGUCUUUCUGUUCCAUUUUGUGAUGCCUUUUGCACAUUUCUGCUGCCAGGGAUUAUCCAGAAAACGUGUUAGAACCCGACUGCUGCUCUCGCAUGAGCUUCGUGUACAGUAUGUUGAUGGAAGGCACAUUACACAGCAAGUACAAGCUACGGAUGGAUGCUCCUCAACACCGAUUCGCACCAAACCAACGUGAUUCAUUCACCGUUCACCUUCUUCUCUCUUACUCAGAGCUACAUCUGUCUGAAAAAUUGACAAAAGCCUUAAAAAAAAUCUAAUCCACAAAUGUUGCAAUUCUUAUUUCAUGGCAUUUCAUAUUCCUUUAAUCUCUGUAUUCUCUCUAUUGGCUGUUGUUUAUCCCCUUUACACACACACACUCACACACUGAGAAGAAGAAGCAGAGGGUGAAGUGGACAUUAAGGCAUUUGAGGAGCAGCCCACACGGACUCUCGUUAGAUUGUAAUUCUUUUCGAUGUAGUGUUUCUUUAUGAAUGACAGAAUUGAACUAUUUUAUGAACUCUGUGUCAUUGCUGUACAAGAUUUUGAAAUCUUAUUUGGAAAAUAAUAUGGCCGAGCCUAUUCCGGGGUGCUUUGGGAUGGGAUCAGAAAGGGGAAAUGUUUCAGUAAAUGCUCUAUUCUCUUGUACAGCCUGUAAUACAGUAUGUUCUUUAUGUAAACCUCGUCUAGUUGUGACUCUGCUUGGACUGAUUAUGUUGCCUUUUUUUUUUCUCUCCAUGUAGUGAUGAAAUAUUUUGUCACCUUUGAAUGAAAUGAUGCAGAAUGAUUUACUUUUGAUGUCCAUUUUGCAUUUUUGAAGAAAAAAAAAUCUUUUUGGAGAAGCAUCUGCAGGAUUCAGAGAACUUUGGCCAUAAUUGUGUAUAAUUUUAUAACUUAUUUAUCAUUGUGUUUUUAUUUGUUCUUGUUCUUAUUGUUUGUUAAUUUAUGCAGCUGGGACUAUUUAUAAACCAAAUUCAAGUAGUUUAGUGUUCGUAUCGGAGCUAUUUGUCAAAUUGUUUGCAUUUGUUUUUGUCAUUUGUUAUUUGUUAGGACUCAUCUGAAUUUUGUGAACAAAGCACUCUUUCUUUUCUGGCUUUGAGCAGAAAAAGAGCUUGUAGUAUAUGUUAAAUUAUUUACCAGUAAUUUAAGAAUGUAGACUUAGCCUCUACGCGGGAUGGGGCGGGUAUAACGUUAUGAACUCUUGCUAUUUGUCACUUUUUAAAUCUCAUAGUGUGUGUUCAAACAGAUCAAAACACUUGAACCAUGUGAUGUAAAUAGAUAACUUUGCCAAUGAGUUUCUUAAGGCACCAAGGGGAUCGUCCUGCUCAUGGCUGUGUUCUCGUAUUUGCCGUUUGCAUGUCAGACAUCCAGCUUUUCUCUGCAUGAUGAUGAUGUAUAUGUUCAAUUUGCCCUCUCUUGUGCUUCCCCCCCUCUCUUUUCCCCCCAUUUUUUAAUCAGAAUGACUGAAUUAUUUUUCUCUUCACUUUUUUUUGGUUUUUAUGUUUAUGUUCACGUCUCAUUCCCUUCUUGUUCUUUAGUAUUUUUUGUCCCUUCGGUUCUGUAUUGUUUUCUCUGAGAGGGUGUGCUGAUGUCAUAACCCACCUUGUUGCAGGUGCGCAUCCACAACACGGCAGAAUUCAGAUAAAGAGAAAUAAACUAAGCAAUACCUA